Molecule: messenger RNA, 576 nt
Organism: Ambispora leptoticha
Lineage: Eukaryota; Fungi; Glomeromycota; Glomeromycetes; Archaeosporales; Ambisporaceae
Source: the annotation of a GenBank genome assembly
AUGGAUUCUAACACAAUUAUCGCAAGAUUUUCAAAUGGUGCUGUUGAAGUACCAGUUCCAUCCCCCGCUACUGCCAGAAAUUUGAUAAAUAACUCAAUAAUAGAAAGUAGAACAAUUUUAACCAAUACGAAAACUAAUUCUCAAUACACAAAAAGCUCUUAUUAUCUAUUUCUACUAUCACUAGAGAAUCAAUUAAAUUCGGCUUCAGCAUUAUCAAAGAAAGCUCUUUUAAAUGAUCUUGUUUUGGUGGCGACUUUCAAUUGGAAAAAUGCACCUGAAGAGUAUCGAUGGCGUUUUGAUCAAUUAGCUGAGUUAAUUAAUGGAGACGCUAAUCAUUUAUAUAGAACAGUAAAAUUAAUCCUAAAGAUUAAGAAAUUUCUAAAGAGACUUACUAAACCUGAAACGUACAAAUCACCUCGAUUAAACAUAUCAAAGUUUUCAUCAAAAUACCCUCAAAAAAGACGCCGAGGUUUCAAAAUUAGAAAAUUUCUUGAUGAAUGUUAUGCAUUCCGCAUCUUCUCAAUUGCGCCAGCAACAAAUUAUCAGGCAAACAGACUAAGUAACAGAAUUGCCUAA